AUGUUUAUUACUGCGGGACAAUUUAUUUGGCAUAUAGUUGAUAUAACGAAACAUGCCGAUUCUACCGACGACAGCACCGCGCUCGUCUUUCCACGAGGAAACGCUACACAAACAAAGGCGACCGAAAUAUUGGACAGCAUCGAUUCCAAUAUUUCUACGACGGUUGUUCCGUUUUCCGCAGAUGAAACCAAGAAUCAAUGGGCCAGAGACGAUCCAGGAUUUGUCGUGAUCUUAUCUUUCUUUCUGGUAUCCGCGAUUGCAUGGGGAUUAGUGUACGGUCACGGACUAGUCGGAAUUCUGAAAAUGAGCCUUUUUAUGGUUUUCAUAGAUUUUGUGGUGGUUGGAAUGGUUAUAUCAACG
Acaulospora morrowiae is the source of this 360-nucleotide messenger RNA. The record is from the annotation of a GenBank genome assembly. NCBI's taxonomy places the organism in Eukaryota, Fungi, Glomeromycota, Glomeromycetes, Diversisporales, Acaulosporaceae.